AAUAAAUUACACUAUAGGAUUCAGCAGUAGGCAACAAAAAACACAAAUUUUUGUUGUUUUAUUUCUUCCCUUCGUUUUGGAACGUGGGCAUGGCCUCAAAGAAGAUACCGCCGGAAAGGCGUCCCUACUGUGAUCCCCGGCUAGAGGAUACAAAAUAUCGCCGGCAACGUGGACUACACAUUAAGCAUGCAAGUGAAACACAAAAGAAAACCGGCAAGCGUCCGCUCAACGAUUGUCCAUUCUUCGAUUUGAAAUAUGAAUUCGAUCAACUGCCGCUGGAUCCUGUCAAGGACUUUUUACGCGAGAAGAUUUCUCACAUGCAAAACGAUACGAUUGUUGGACGUUGCAAUCGCGAGUUCGAUUUUCACAUGUAUGAUUUGGAGAAUGUUAAAGACAAAUACGAAGAGUGCGAUGAUGACUUGCUGAAGGACCUGCAACUCUCGGAUAUUGUAAUGCCCGAACAGUUUGAGACACUGCGCGAACAUCAGGCCACCAAAUACAACUUUGAUAAAAUGGCUUGUCAUCAAUUUCCCUGGAUUGACAAAUGGUUGACUGGCGCGCGUCCCAGUGAAGUGGAAAUAUAUAAAAUGACCAACCAUCUGCUGGAUAUUUACUGCCAACGUCGAGUUCGUAUCUUUUACCUUGACUGUGGCACAAAAUCAUCGCUCUGGACCAACAGACUGAGACGUCAACAUGGUCCGCCUUCGGAGUUAAUUGGAGCCUAUAACACACCUCAGGCUAGGCAUCUGAGAAUUCCAACGCUCACUCAGAAAACCAAAAAGGAAAAGUUCCAGGUCGGCGAUCAUUAUGCGCUAAGAACUCCACAGGAAUGUCGAAAUGAGUUGGCACGCAUGGGAAAGAUCAUUGACAAAAUGAUUGAACCGGUCAUCAAGGAGGCUCAAAACAAUAUUGAACAUGGUCGAUUGCAGUACACAAAUCAACCAAAGUGUCGAGAAAGAAAGAAAAAACCCAAAUGCGUUGUUAGUGAACCGCGUAUACAUCGACGCAAUUUUGCAACCAACGAAGAAUUUCUCAAGUGCCUUAAGAAAAUGGAAGCCACACGGUUUCCUUAUAUGGCGCCACUGCAGCCCGUUGAGCCGGAGGAGCAGAAAUUGCAAUUGUUGGCAAAGUAUAGGAAGAAGCUGUUGCCAGCGGAGGAGAAGUUCACACUUGCCAUACAAAAGCGUUAUAAAUGCCUGCUGCAGACCCUAAGUGUGCUGCAGCUGGAGUCGUAUCCAUCGCGACUGAUACGCAAGGCAAUAAGGCAUAUCAAUCCUCGUUCCACGGUGCUGCAGGAUGCCUACAGAUUCAUAUUGCAGGAAGAGAAAUAUUGGCCUCAUCUGCCGCCAGAAGUUAUAUUAAUGGAUUAUCUAUUCGUUGGCGAACGCGCCAUUCCCGCUGACUAUGCCAUCCUCCUCAUCGUUUGCCUUAUCGAUCUGCAAGAGGAUUUUCGCUACCAUGUCAAGCGCUCCUUUCUGCGCUAUCUGCUGCAGUCGAACAUGGAACGCAAACGCCUGCAGCUAGAAAUGGAGCCACCUGAUUAUCCCACCUUGACCAUUGUCUCCCCCGUGCCUUGGCGCACUCGUCUGCUGCUUUCCAAGAGUCGCAUUGGCGAGAUGCUCAUGACAACGCAUCCCACGGUGCAAGCAUUGAAUCUGCUGUGGCAUCAGCUCUAUGGUGAUCUAGUUAUUGUGGAUCUAUCGAAGCUGUUGCUCCCAGAGCGACCCUUGGAUGCCGACAUUGUGCAGACCUUUGUCAAAGACAGUUGCGCUCAAGUGAGAGAUCUUCUGAUCAACGAUUGGCUACCACGUUGUGCGGACUUGAUGGAUCUGAUGCGCAACAGCUGGAAGGACUUGGUGCCCAUGUCCGGAAAGUAUGGUGGACGUGCAGAUACCCUGUUUAAAUGCGUGCAUGCGUUAAUGUCCCGUCACUUGGACAGUCUGAUCAACAAGAGUCUGGCAUAUUUGUUUAAAGUAUUGUGCGGCUUUAAGAAUGGCAACGAAAUCGAAAGCUAUUCGAUGCAUGAUCCAAAGUUGAGGCGAAGACCUUUAAUGGCGCUCACUGUAUCCGUGGUUGGUGCUCAUUUUGAUAACGAAACAAUUGACUUUGGUCCGGGCGUGCGCACUGAGGAUAAUAUCUAUGAAUUUGAUGCCGACGAUGCGGAUCCAUUUCAAUCGCCAGUGCCAACGCAGACCAUGCUGGAGUGGUUGGUACCCGAUGUGGAUGAUGUGGCUGCUUUUGAAAUGGAAAAUUCUUAUAAACUCUAUAUCUAUCCUUAUAUGUCGGAACUGCCAGGCAUUAUCAGGGAUCUCUUUAAGCACAUAUUACGUGUGGGAUAUGAUAUACCACGCCUUGAAUACAUUAUGUCUGGUCGUGCGCCCGAUACUGAGGGUUCUCUGCACUUUAUCGAUGAGGAUCAUGUCGAUUUUCUGACACUGUGCAACAAAGUUGAGGCAAUUGUUAUGGUCAAUUGGCGCGGUGUUAGCGUUUACUUGAAGCCCAUCUAUAAGUACUAUUACGGUCUGUUUCAAAAGAUGAUAAUGCCCAUGGUUGAGAAGAUUUGGACAGAUAAUACAUUGCCUGAAUUAGUGGUUGUUCAGGAAUUAAUGAAAAAAUUGCGCGCCGUCAGCGAUACGACCUAUUAUCUGCGUGAUUUCAUACCGUUAAAUUUGUUCCUGUUGGAUAAUCGACAUGUUAAAGAAUCCUUGCGCAUGUACGUGAGGAAUAUCUACGAUUUCAUAAUUGAUUUUUACAGAGCACUCAAUCUGAACGAGAAUCGCGCCAUCUGCGAGGAACUCGAGGAGAUGUCGAUGAAGGCCGGCGAGCGGCCAGAGGAAACACCUGAGGUGGUCGCACUGCAAAACUAUAUAACCGAGUGCCGUGAGAUGCGCAUAUUUGCCAUAAAGGAUGAAAUCAAGCUUGUGUUAAAGCGCGUCGUAUUCCUGCUGACACAUGCAUACCUGACCAGCGAUGAAAUUCAUCUGAAUUCCCGCACAUUCAUAUUGCCUGGCGAACUGGAGGAGGUCCUUGAUCUGAGCGCCGCACGUUUGGCUGUUGUGCGUGAUAAUCUGGAGAUGGCAUUACGCGAACGACGCCUACAAUUCGAGAAACUGUUGAUCCAGGAGAAGCGCACCAUGGACGGUUUUCGUAUACGGGAAAUACGCGAUGUGCUCACACUGGAGGAGCUCAAGGAACGUGUGGAUACGGUGGAUUUGCUCUUCAAUACAAUUGAGAAUUUGAGUCGUGAGGCGAAGGCAAUUAAUGUGGAGGAGGCGUUGCUGCAAAUUGAUGUCUCCGCCUUUCCGCUGCUGGGCGAAAUCAUUGAGAAAAUGGAACCAAUUGAAAAGCUAUGGAAAACAUCGUAUGAAUUCGAAAAGGAUUAUCUCAUUUGGAUGUUCGAGCGCUUCGAAUGCCUUAAUGCGGAUGGUGUGCGGGACCAGAUCGAGACCAUGUACAAGAUUAUGCACAAACUGUCGCGGCAGUUGUCCUACAAUCCGGUGGCAAAACGUGCCGCCGAACAGAUGCGCAUUAAAAUCGAAAAGUUUCGCGUGUAUUUGCCAGUGCUCGACUCCAUCUGUCGACAUGGUCUGGAGCAGCGACAUUGGGACAAAGUAUCCCAGAUCCUGGGGCGUCAAAUCAACCCGAAAUUAUUUCCUACACUCAAGGAUAUGAUCGAUGCGGAUAUUAUGAGCAUUCUGCCGGAACUGGAGGAGAUUGCCAAUGCGGCUGGCAAGGAAUACGACCUGAAUAUGGGACUGAAGAAUAUGCAGAACGAUUGGCGCGAUGUCAUGUUCGAUGUGCUGCAAUAUCGUGACUCUGACACGCAUCUUUUGGCAUCUAUCGAUGAUAUUCAGACGCUGCUCGAUGAUCACAUUAUGCGCACACAGGCGAUGAAACGUUCACCGUUUAUUGUGGCCCUAGGCUCCAAGGCUGAUGAUUGGGAGGAGCGUCUACUACUCAUACAGAACAUCAUUGAUGCCUGGACUCAGGUGCAGGUUACCUGGAUGUAUUUGGAACCCAUUUUCAGCUCGGAGGAUAUUAUGCGACAAAUGCCGCUGGAGGGACGUAACUUUAAGGCUGUGGAUAAGAUCUGGCGACGCAUUAUGAAGCACACACUGAAGGACAGACAUGUUAUGGCAGCCACCGAAUAUCCCAGCAUGCUGGAGAUUUUCACCAAAGCCAUUGAGGAUUUGGAGACGGUGCAGAAGGGCUUGAAUACAUAUCUAGAACAGAAGCGUUUGUUCUUUGCCCGCUUCUUCUUUUUGUCCAACGACGAACUGCUGGAGAUAUUAUCGGAAACCAAGGAUCCCAUGCGUGUGCAGCCGCAUUUGCGUAAAUGUUUUGAGGGUAUUGGCACGCUGACCUUUGAUGAUAACAUGGAGAUUACGCACAUGAUUAGCGAUGAGGAUGAACGCGUUGCGCUCGUGCGCAAAAUCAAUCCACAAGCGGCGAACGGUCUGGUUGAAAUUUGGCUUAAAGAGGUCGAGUAUGUGAUGUUGGACAGCGUCAAGGAACAGAUGCGUGAGUCCUGGGAGGACUACACACUGGUCGAUCGCAUUUCCUGGGUUGUUUCGUGGCCGGGCCAAGUUGUGCUCGGGAUUAGCUGCAUGGCCUGGACCUAUGAGGUGGAGGAGGCCAUCGAGAAGCGCGAACUCCCCGCAUACCUUGAGAAGUCCAAUGUACAAAUUGGCGAACUUGUGCAGCUCGUCCGUACGGAUCUUCAGGCUGGCGUUCGCAUCGCUGUCGAGGCGCUGAUUGUAUUGGAUGUACAUGCACGCGAUGUGGUCAAGUAUCUGACGGAUAUGCGCAUAACCAGCAUACAGGACUUUGAUUGGAUGUCACAGCUGCGCUACUAUUGGAAAGUCGAUGAGAAGAACGAGGAUUGGGUGUGUGUCAGUAUGGUGGUUACCGAAGUCAAAUAUGGCAUGGAAUACUUGGGCAAUUUGCCCCGUUUGGUGGUCACACCUCUAACGGAUCGCUGUUAUCGCACUCUGAUGGGUGCAUUGAAGUUGUGCUUGGGCGGUGCACCCGAAGGACCUGCUGGCACUGGCAAAACGGAAACGUGCAAGGAUUUGGCCAAGGCAGUGGCCAAAAAGUGUGUGGUCUUCAAUUGCUCUGAUGGUUUGGAUUACAAAGCUCUCGGCAAGUUCUUCAAGGGUCUGGCACAGUCGGGAGCUUGGGCCUGCUUCGAUGAGUUCAAUCGCAUUGAGCUGGAAGUGCUGUCGGUGGUCGCGCAACAGAUUCUGACCAUACAGCGGGCCAUUGGUCGCAAGGUUGUGAAAUUCUUUUUCGAGGAUACAAUGCUCAAACUGGAUCCAACUUGUUCCAUAUUCAUAACCAUGAAUCCUGGCUAUGCUGGUCGCACAGAGUUGCCCGACAAUUUGAAGGUACUCUUCCGUACUGUGGCCAUGAUGGUGCCGGAUUAUGCAAUGAUUGGCGAGAUAACUCUCUACUCCAAUGGCUUCGAUAUGGCGCGUGUGCUCUCCCAGAAGAUCGUGCAGGCCUACAAAUUGUGCUCCGAGCAGUUGUCAUCGCAAUCGCAUUACGAUUAUGGUAUGCGAGCUGUGAAAUCAGUGCUAUUGGCCUCCGCAUCGUUGCGUCGUCUUUACGCUGACCUCCCGGAGCCUGAGAUUGUUUUGCGCGCCAUUGUUGAUGUCAAUUUGCCAAAAUUCCUCGAACAGGAUAUUUCCCUCUUCAUUGGCAUCUAUAUGGAUCUCUUCCCAGGCGUCGAGCUGCCCAUGCCACAACGCGACGACAUCCUCAAGUGGCUGCGUAUUAAUCUGGCGGAACGAAAUCUGCAGGCCACACCUUGGUAUUUGGAGAAAAUACUGCAGGUAUACGAGAUGCUGCUGGUCCGGCACGGUCUGAUGAUUGUGGGCGGCUCCAUGGGUGGCAAGACCACAGCCUAUCAGAUACUUGCUCUGACGUUGCGCAACGUGGCAAAUGAUGAGGAGGCAACGCUCAAGGAAUAUCCCGUAGUCUUUCGCAUUAUCAACCCUAAGGCUAUAACUAUGGGUCAGCUCUAUGGACGCUUUGAUCCCAUCUCACAUGAAUGGUCCGACGGUGUGCUGGCCAAGACAUUUCGCGAGCAGGUUCAAGGACCCAAGACGGAGCGUGCUUGGGUCAUGUUCGAUGGUCCCGUCGAUGCGGUGUGGAUCGAGAACUUAAACACGGUGCUGGAUGACAACAAGAAGCUGUGCCUAAUGUCUGGUGAAAUUAUGCAAAUGACCAAGAUGAUGAAUAUGAUGUUUGAACCUGCUGAUUUGGAGCAGGCAUCGCCUGCCACAGUUUCGCGUUGUGGCAUGAUCUACAUGGAACCAUCGCAGCUGGGUUGGCGCACCUUCCACAAGAGCUUCUGCAAUGUGCUGAUCAAUAUCAUUGGCCUCAACGACAUCUACAUGACGCUCUUCGAGGAUAUGGUUGAGUGGCUGAUUCCAGCGGCACUCGAAUUCCUGACACAUUGCAAGCAAAUGUUGGAAUUGUCGCCGUUGUAUCAGUAUCAAACUUUCUCGCGCUUCUUUCUGCACUUCCUGGAGAAGCACAAGGUGUUCAAUCAGACAUGGUUUCAGCAGAUGUUCCUCUUCUGCUAUGCCUGGGCCUAUUGUUCGGCAUUGACAGGCGCCGGACAACGCACCUUUGACACGCUGCUACGCAAGGUUAUCUAUGGCUCUAAUGAGGACUUUCCCAAGCCCAAAUAUUUCUCGCUGAAUCGCGGUCAGAUGUUUCCCGAGAAACAGGUAUUCCUGGACUAUCGUUUCGACGAGGCUGAGAACUGGUGGACGUGGCAAAAGUCCUCAGAUGAUCCGACAUCGGGCAGCGCCAAUUUCCCAGAGAGCGCUCAGAUCAGUGAGCUAAUUGUGCCCACGAAGGAGACGGGUUACAUUUCCUAUUGGCAGGAGUUUUGCAUUGCCAAAAACUAUGGCAUGUUGGUCGUGGGUCCAACGGGUACAGGGAAGAGUGCCAUCAUUACGAGCAAUUUGCUGGCCUUGCCAAAAUUUGCAAAUCUCGUUAAUAUCAUAAACUUCUCGGCACGCACCUCGGCACAAAUGGUGCAGGACACCAUUAUGAGUAAACUGGAUCGACGACGCAAAGGCGUCUUUGGUCCCGCGCUGGGCAAGAAGUGCAUUGUGUUCUGCGAUGAUGUUGCCAUGCCAUCGAAGGACACGUAUGGCUCACAGCCACCGCUGGAAUUGCUGCGCACUUGGCUGGAUCAUGGCUACUGGUCGGAUCUGAUAGACACAACCAAAAUUGAGCUGGUUGACAUGACACUGGUCUGUGCCAUGGGCCAAUUGGGUGGCAGUAAUUUUAUCUUUCCGCGUCUCUAUCGGCACAUGUUCGUUGUGGCCGUUGACUCCUUUGAGGAUGCGACCAUCAUUCGUAUAUUCACGACAAUUGGUGAUUGGCACUUUGCCAAGGGUUAUCCCGAGAAGGUGGGACUGUUAUCGCGCGGUUUAGCGGAGGCCAUGGUCAGCGUCUAUCGCGAGGCAAUGCGCAUCUUCUUGCCAACGCCGGCCAAGUCGCACUACACAUUCUCGCUGCGGGACAUAACGCGCGUCUUUCAGGGCAUUGUGAUGGUGCCGCCAAAGCGUAUGCCGGAUCCGGAAAAACUCGGUCGUUUGUGGGCGCAUGAAACUUAUCGUGUGUUUUAUGACCGUCUGAUUGACCAACUGGAUCGUGACCGUCUUCUUACCAUGGCCAUUGAUGCGUGCAAAAAUUAUCUGCGCUUCUCAUUGGAAUCAGCAUUCGCUGACCGCAUUGAGCCGGGCGAGAAACUUAGCGAUAAUGAUCUACGAAAUCUAUUCUAUGGCAACUACAUGGAACCGGAUGCCGAGCCAAAGUAUUACGAUGAAUGUGAAAGCUACGACAAGUUGGAGAAGCUCAUGAAGUAUUAUUUGCGGGAAUAUAAUUCAUUUUCAAGCACUCCCAUGGAUUUGGUCAUGUUUCGCUUUGCCAUUGAGCAUGUUAGCAGAGUGUCGCGUGUUUUGCAAAUGCCUAGAGGUAAUAUUCUCAUGGUGGGCAUGGGUGGAUCGGGCAGACGCAGCUCUUGUCGCCUCGCAGCACAUAUUGCCGACUGUCGCCUGAUGACUGUGCAGGUGUCCAAAUCGUAUACGAUAGCCGAUUGGCGUGAUGAUUUAAAGAAGAUACUAAUGGCAUCAAGUUUCAAUUUGAAUCACACCGUAUUUCUAUUCUCUGAUGCCCAGGCAACGGAUGAGGGUUAUGUGGAGGAUAUCAAUGGUGUACUUAAUACCGGUGAUUUGCCAAAUCUCUACCAACUGGAGGACAAGGCCUCCAUUAUGGAGAAUAUGGCAAAUGUGGCCAAGCAAGUGGGUAAAGUCCUUGAUUCGCUGCCAAGUGAGGUGUAUGCCUAUUACAUUGAAAGGAUAAGGGAGCAACUGCAUAUUGCAUUGGCCUUCUCGCCCAUCGGUGAAUCCUUCAAGGAACGCAUACGUGUCUAUCCCUCAUUGAUUAACUGCUGCACCAUCGACUGGUACAUGCCCUGGCCCGAGGAGGCACUCUCCCGUGUGGGCACCUAUUUCGUCACCUCCAUGAAACUCAAUCGACCUCAUGAAGAUGACAAAGAGGAGGCGAUUGCUUCGGCAGCGCCAUCAACGCGUCCCUCCGAAGAAGUGCCCGAGGGUGGAAAUCGCGAAACAAUGGGCGAAGUGGAUCGUGAAUUGACCCAACUCGAGCAAGAUCUUGUCUAUUGUGUGAUGUACUUCCAUCAGUCCGUUGUGGAGGCCAGUGAAAAGUGUUACUUGGAACUGAGUCGUCGCAAUUAUGUGACACCUUCGGCUUAUUUAGAGUUGCUGAAAGCUUUUCGCACUUUCUAUGCCCGAAAGCUGGACGAGAUUACGCGUCUGCGUGACCGUUAUACAACGGGUCUGGAGAAGCUCGACUUUGCCGCCAGUCAGGUGGGUGAAAUGCAAGCGAAUCUCUACGAUUUGCAGCCCAAACUUAAAGUGCUUUCCGAGGAAACGGAUCGCAUUAUGGUGAACAUUGAACGCGAAACAGCUGAGGCUGAGAAGAAGAAGGAAGUUGUGGGUGCCGAUGAAGCGGCAGCUAAUGAAGCAGCUGCUGCAGCUCAAGCUAUCAAAGAUGAUUGCGAAACGGAUCUGGCGGAAGCUAUACCCGCCAUGGAAGCAGCUCUGGAGGCGCUGAAUACGCUGAAACCCGCAGACAUUGGUGUGGUCAAGUCUAUGAAGAAUCCGCCCUAUGGUGUGAAACUAACGCUGGAGGCAGUCUGUGUGCUCAAGGGCAUUAAACCGGAUCGUAAACCCGAUCCUAGUGGACAUAUGGUGGAGGAUUAUUGGGGACCUUCGAUGCGCAUGCUCAGCGACAUGAAGUUCCUCGAGUCGCUGAAAACAUUUGACAAAGACAACAUACCGCCAGCGAUCAUAAAAAAGAUACGCGAUAAAUAUAUAGCCGAUCGUGACUUUGUGCCCGAGAAGAUUAAGGCAGCUUCCAUGGCCUGCGAAGGCAUUUGCCGUUGGGUUAGAGCCAUGGAUGUCUACGACAAAGUGGCACGGAUUGUGAUGCCCAAGAAGGCGGCGCUGGCCGAGGCCGAAGGUGAUUUGUCUCAGCAAAUGGAGAAGCUCAAUGCGAAACGUGCCGAGCUGCAAGUCAUCUUGGACAAGUUGCAGAAACUCAAUGAUUUCUUUGCGGAGAAAUCGCGUGAAAAGAAGCGCUUGGAGGAUGACAUAGAGAACUGCGAAAAGAAGCUAAACAGAGCUGAGAAGCUCUUGGGCGGAUUGGGAGGCGAGAAGACGCGCUGGUCGGAGGCAGCCAAGAAUCUGCAUGAAUCUAUUAGCAAUAUUGUGGGUGAUGUGCUUCUCGCUGGCGGCUGCACUGCUUACUUGGGCUUCUUUACCACCGAGUACCGAGCUAAUAUUUUGGAAGACUGGAAUGCGGUGUGUCAACGUAGGCAUAUACCCAGCAGUGAGACCUUCUCAUUGGCCACCACUUUGGGCAAUCCAAUGACAAUACGCGCCUGGUCACUCGCUGGUCUGCCGGCUGAUAAUUUCUCAGUGGAGAAUGGAAUCAUUGUGACCAACUCCAGUCGCUAUUCACUGCUCAUCGAUCCACAGGUGCAAGCCAACAAAUGGAUUAAGAACAUGGAGAAGAACAAUAAUCUGAAGGUGGUUAAACAGACCGAUUCCAACUACAUGCAGGUGCUGGAAUUAGCGCUGACCUAUGGCCAGCCGGUGCUCAUCGAAAAUGUGGGGGAGAAACUGGACUCGAAUUUAACGCCCAUUUUGGAGAAGAACAUUAUAAAGCACAAGGGCGGUCUGUUCAUAAGAAGUGGCGACACAAUGAUUGAAUACAAUCCUGAGUUUCGUCUUUACAUAACAACAUGUCUGCGCAAUCCGCAUUAUCCGCCGGAAGUGAUGGUUAUGGUAACAGUAUUAAAUUUCAUGAUAACGGAACAAGGAUUACGCGAACAAUUGCUAGCGAUUGUGGUGGCACACGAGCGUCCCGAUUUGCAAGAGAAGAAGGAACAAUUGAUUAUUGAAUCCGCAAGGAAUCGUGAUGCAUUGUACACUAUUGAAUCCAAGAUAUUAGAGGUACUAUCCACCUCCGAGGGCAAUGUGCUUGAGGAUGAGAAUGCCAUCAACAUACUUUCCUCCAGUAAAAUACUAUCCGAGGAUAUCCAAGAGAAGCAGGUGAUUGCUGUGGCCACCGAGAUUGAAAUCGAUGCAGCACGACAGCAAUAUAUACCCGUGUCCAAGCAUUCGGCCAUUCUAUUCUUCUGCAUCAGCGAAUUGGCCAAUGUCGACCCGAUGUAUCAGUAUUCGUUGGCCUGGUUCAUCAAUCUCUUCGUCAACACCAUACUGAAGGCACCCAAGUCUGCGGUGCUGGCCGAGCGUCUAAAUAAUCUCAAUGAUUACUUUACCAAAUCCAUCUAUACGAAUGUCUGUCGUUCGCUAUUCGAAAAAGAUAAGCUGGUCAUCUCGUUGGUCAUGUGUUUGGGCAUACUUGUUUCACAGGGUCGAGUGGCCAAAGAUGAGUUGCUAUUUUUCCUCACCGGCGGCAUAGGUUUCAAGAGCAUCAUACCCAAUCCCUACGCUGAAUGGUUACCCGACAAAGCUUGGGCGGGAAUUUAUCGUGCCAGCGAUCUCGAUGGCUUAAAGAACUUGCACCUUAAAAUUGAAGAUAAUGCUCAGGCUUGGCGUGACUAUUAUGAUGCUGUUAAUCCUCAAGACUUGCCCUUGCCCUCGCCUCAUGAUAAAGUUAAUGACAUGCUGCGUUUGAUCGUGCUCAAGAGUCUGCGACCAGAUAAACUGGUGCCUGCUGUGCGCGCUUUUAUCACACACAACCUGGACAAGUCGUUUGUGGAGCCGCCACCCUUCGAUUUGGGCGCCUCAUUCGCGGAUAGUUCACCGAAAAUACCGCUGGUGUUUCUGCUAUCAGCCGGCUCUGAUCCCAUGGCCAGCCUCUUUAUGUUCGCCAAACAACGCAACAUGUACGAGAAAUUGAAAACCAUCUCGUUGGGUCAGGGUCAAGGACCGCGUGCAGAAAAGAUGAUCACGGAGGCAGCCCGUCAUGGGCAAUGGGUCGUAUUGCAGAACUGUCACGUCGCCUUCAGCUGGAUGGGCGACUUGGAACGCAUAUGCAAUGACACCACACUUACGGAUGGUGCCCACAGUGACUACCGUCUGUGGUGUACAUCAUAUCCGAGUGCCGUGUUCCCGGUGUCGGUGCUGCAGAACUCGGUCAAGAUGACAAAUGAACCGCCUAAGGGAUUGCGCGCCAAUAUGCAUCGCUCGUUCACAUCGGAUCCCCUGAUGCGGGACAAGUUCUUUACGAACGCGUUCCUCUUCUCGGACUCGGCUAACAAGUGUUGGCUGCGAGGCGUAUUCGCCUUGGUCUUCUUCCAUGCUGUUGUUCAGGAACGACGCGAGUUUGGGCCACUUGGCUGGAAUAUUCCCUAUGAGUUCAACGAAUCGGAUCUGAAGAUAUCCCUGUUGCAGCUGAAGAUGUUUAUAGCACAGAGUCAUAGCAUUCCCUUUAGAGGUCAUGUUUAUCUCACCGGCGAGUGCAACUAUGGUGGGCGUGUCACAGAUGACAAGGAUCGUCGUUUGAUCUUGUCGUUGCUGAACAUGAUAUACAACAGCAAUACCAUCGAGCAGGAUAACUACGCUUUGUCUCAAUCGGGACAAUACUGCGUGCCGCUAAGUCCAACCAAACUGAACUCCAUUGAGUACAUCAGCACUUUCCCAUUGAGUCCACAACCCGAGGUUUAUGGACUGCACGAGAAUGCGGACAUUAAUCGCAAUGUGAAGGAAACCAAUGCGCUCAUUAGUGGAGUGCUGCUCACCCAGACCGAUCUGAUGGCAUCGGUAAAGGCCUCCUCGGCUGGUGGGGCUAAAGAGGAUCCUGCGAUUGCCAUUUGCAAAGAGCUGUUGACGCGUCUGCCCGAGGAAUUCGAUUUGGAUGAAGUGAGCAAAACGUAUCCCGUCAUCUAUACGAAUUCGAUGAAUACGGUGCUGCGACAGGAAUUAAUACGCUUCAAUCGUCUGCUAUCGUAUAUACGCAAGAGUCUAGUUAAUGUGGGCAAAGCUGUCAAGGGACAGAUUGCCAUGAUACCCGAACUGGAGCGAACGCAUGCCUCCAUGAUUAUAGGCAAGUUGCCGGCGGAUUGGCUGAAAAAGAGCUAUCCCUCGUUGAAACCUCUGGGUAGCUAUGUCACCGAUUUUCUAGCCCGAUUGGCCUUUUUCCAGUCGUGGAUCGAGAACGGUGAACCAAAUGUCUACUGGAUCUCCGGCUUCUAUUUUACCCAGUCCUUUAUAACGGGUGUGCUGCAAAACUAUUCGCGCAAAAAUCGCUUCCAAAUCGAUAUGAUCAACAUUGAGUUUGCGGUUACCAAAUUCGAAACACAAACCGCACAAGUUGCUGAUAUUGGUGCCUACAUUCGGGGUAUUUUCAUAGAGGGUGCUCGUUGGAAUCGCAAGACCAAAGAAGUCGAUGAAUCAUUCUCGAAAAUAUUAUUCGAUACUCUGCCCGUAAUCUAUCUACGCCCGGUGCUAAGAUUACCAGAUGAAAUCCCACGGGGAAGCGGCGGUGCAGAGCCAAGUCCGAUAUAUGAUUGUCCCGUGUACAAGACGAGCGAACGUCGUGGUGUCCUCUCCACCACGGGCCACUCAACCAAUUUUGUGAUGUACCUGCAGUUGCGAUGCUCCCAGACACCGAUGCAUUGGAUUAAUCGCGGCACAGCCUGUCUCUGCCAGCUCGAUGAUUGAAAGUUGACCCAUGGGGCAUAUCCUGGACGUUCGACUCCAACCGGGGAACGGAUGUGCCACACCAUGCGUCGAUUUUUAUACGUUUUACAUUGGGCCACGGGGAACCGAAACUGAAACUGAAACUCAGCAUGGACUGGGGGCGACUACUGGUUGCCUGCCUAUAUUUUUAUGGAUAUACGUAUAGAAUUAAACUGGAAUCAAGAACAGCAGCAGCAACAGCAACAGCGACUGGACCUGUUUGGAACACCAUACAUAUGCUGAUAUUCUACUAUAUAUGUUACGUAUAUAUCUGUUUGAUUCUUGCUUUACUUUUAUUUGUUGCGUUUGCGUCAGGAAACGCCGAAAGCGAAUUCUGCCCACCGAUUCUAUUUAUUUUUGUCCGUUUUUCCGCAUAGGAAGAACGAAGCAAUGUGCAAUGCGCAGUGGCAUUUUGAUGAUGAUGUUGAUUGCCAGAUAUAAAUUAAAUAUGCAGAACUCUGUAGAGCAAUGGCUGAAUAUAUAUUUUUUAUGUGUGCGCCAUUUACAAAAUGAAUAAAUGACAAAAUAAACCAGGAGCAUGUGUUUUUUGCUCCACCUGCUGUGCGACAAUGUUAUACGAUAUCUUUAUAAACUGGUUGUAAACAUUAAAAGCAUAUCUUAAAUUUGUAGAUAACAAUACGCAUAAGUAGAAUUCUACUUAUGUGUCAAUUUAGAAAAUAUAAAUAGAAUUGCCAAGGUCUUCCAUCCCGUCAUAUCCUCAACUUAAACGAGAUCUCCAUCGAUCGACAUUCUCCCAUUGUCUAAGCUAAUGGAACGCACAU
Drosophila nasuta is the source of this 14038-nucleotide messenger RNA. RefSeq names its product dynein heavy chain 3, axonemal (gene Dnah3). Gene Ontology annotation, biological process: microtubule-based movement. The record is from RefSeq and is a predicted model, not a curated record. Gene Ontology annotation, molecular function: ATP hydrolysis activity; ATP binding; minus-end-directed microtubule motor activity. Lineage: Eukaryota; Metazoa; Arthropoda; Insecta; Diptera; Drosophilidae. Gene Ontology annotation, cellular component: dynein complex. The transcript is spliced from 53 exons. Bases 90 to 13238 code for a protein of 4382 amino acids.